AUGGUGGCUUCCGGAGGAGAUCCACCCAAUCAAGAACUCAAAAGGCAACUCCAAUCGGCUCUAAAUGAUCCCAAUUUAUCUGAAGAGGGGUUUGCGACAUCAAAAGUGAUUGCAUUAAUUGAUGUAUUACUGCGGGAAGGAGACACCACCAGUGGCUCAGUAACCAAUCAUACCUUUCCUUCACGAAAAAAACUGGUAAAAAUGAUCAAGACUUGUUACCAAUUUGUGAUCAAAAAUAAAGCAGGCAAAGAGGCGAUGUGGUUUGUAGACAUGAAGAAGAAGGGCCGGGUCGCUAAAGGAAAGGCACCGUUCAAGCCGGACGUUACGAUAUGGUGUUCAGAUAACGACCUAGUAGCUCUGGCCACCGGGGAGAUGAAUCCUCAAAAGCUUUAUGCUGCCAACCGGAUCAAGGUCCGAGGUAACCUCGACAAGGCACUCAAAGUCGAACGAAUUAUUUCUCACGAGCGCGAGAAAAUUCUUUUAGCUGGUCAAGAACCCUCACCAUCCUCGGUUUCCCUUUCGAAAUCAAUUGCUGGGUCCCGUAGCAGCAAACUAUGA
Puccinia triticina is the source of this 558-nucleotide messenger RNA. RefSeq lists its product as uncharacterized. Gene Ontology annotation, cellular component: cytosol. The record is from RefSeq and is a predicted model, not a curated record. The transcript has 6 exons. Bases 1 to 558 code for a protein of 185 amino acids. Lineage: Eukaryota; Fungi; Basidiomycota; Pucciniomycetes; Pucciniales; Pucciniaceae.